ACCAAAAAUUCAAAAACAAGACACCGUUAUGAGAGUUGCUAUUACCAGCCGCAUUCGUUUGGCAAUUACACUACGUUAUUUAGGUACCGGGGAUUCAUUGAGGGCAUUGGAAGUUAAUAGUCACAUUUCAAGAAAAACCAUGAGUAAAUUUUUGCCCGAAGUUUUGAGUGCGAUAAUAGAAUGUUUGGAAAGUAAAUAUUUAAAGCUACCGUCUACUAAAAACGAAUGGCUUGAGGUGGCUAACGAUUUUGAGGAGUUAUGGCAGUUUCCACACACCCUAGGAGCAAUAGACGGAAAACACAUACGUAUUAAAACUACUGGACAAUCCACUCCCGAAUAUUUCAAUAAUAAAGGCUAUUGUAGCAUUGUUCUUUUUGCUCUUGUCGAUGCCCAUAGCAAAUUUUUAUAUGUAGACAUUAGUAAAGGUGGACGUGAUUUCGAUGAUGCCGUUUUUAAAAAUUCAACUUUAAAUGAAUGGUUGAAAAAAGAAAAGCUAAAAGUACCUGCAGAUAGAGAACUUAAAGGACAAUUAGUCAAAACUCCCUAUUAUUUUAUAGCUGAUGAUAUUUUUAACUUUGAACGACACGUUAUGAAGGCUUAUAACAGUAAUAUAAAUCUGUUAAAUUCACAACAGGUUUUCAAUGAGAGAUUACGGCAUGCUCUGACGUCAGUUGAGAUAGCAUUUAGUAAACUGGCAGCUAGGUUUGGCAUUUUGUGUCGCCCUAUUGAAGUAAGCUUAGACACGUGUGAUUCAUUGGUACGAGCAUGCUGUAUACUGCAUAAUUAUUUAUCCAAGGAUUUGACAGAACCUUAUUCAUUUGAGAUAACAACAAAAGAACUUCCAGAAACUAUGUCCUCUUUACCGCCACAAUGUCAUGAACGUGUAAAAAAUGCCAAAGAAGUAAGAGAAAAUAUAAGAAAAUAUCUACUUACGGAAGAAGGUGCUUUCAAUGAUAAAUAAUUAUUUGUUGAUUUUUUUAAAUAAAACAUUUGUUUACAUUUUUAUAUACUACCCGCUCUGGUACCAGUACUAAUAUGAAUUCCAGGUUUUAUUGGUGAAUAAGAAAAAGAAAUAAUAAUAAAUUACAAAGUAAUCACUUUAGUACUAGCGCAGAGCUUUUGUAAGUAUUUUAUAUUUUCCAUUUUUUUCUUUCAAAUUCUUUUUGUAGUUUUUAUUUGAACAUACAUACGAAAUUAUUUAUGCUGCCUUUAAAAAUAACAUAAAUAAACUCAUUUUGUUUAUACUAUUUAAAUAUAAUAAAAGACAUUAAAAAAAUAAUAACUAAUAAUACUUAACUAAGUAAGUAAGUAAACUAGAGUUAACAAGUUCUAUAAAGAAAUUGUUAUUUCAAACUAAUCGUGUAGUAACAAAACAAUAAU
Molecule: messenger RNA, 1380 nt
Organism: Lucilia cuprina (Australian sheep blowfly)
Lineage: Eukaryota; Metazoa; Arthropoda; Insecta; Diptera; Calliphoridae
Product: putative nuclease HARBI1
Exons: 2
Coding region: 29-961 (310 amino acids)
Source: RefSeq, a predicted model, not a curated record